This is a messenger RNA of Magallana angulata, 555 nucleotides long. RefSeq lists its product as uncharacterized. Bases 1 to 522 code for a protein of 173 amino acids. The record is from RefSeq and is a predicted model, not a curated record. NCBI's taxonomy places the organism in Eukaryota, Metazoa, Mollusca, Bivalvia, Ostreida, Ostreidae. The transcript has 4 exons.
AUGGUGUCGGCGGUGAACUGUGUAUAUUUUUUCCGCCUGUGUCAUCUGUGUAUGGCACAGACUUCAUUCGUUGAUUCCAAAUGUCCAAGUGACCCAUUGCAUGGCUGUUGGGAUGAAGAUACAAGAAAUAACCAAUGUAAAUUGAGAUGUGAUAGUGGGUAUGAACCUUCAGACUGUCAUAUCAUACGAUACUCACAAAAAGAAAGGAAAUGGAACCAUGAAGUCCCUAGUUGUCAAAAAAAGUGGCAUGUUUCGGGAAAGACUAUGGCGGUAGUAGGGACCGGAGUCGCCGCUGCUGUGGUAGCCACGCCUUUGGUUUUAGCUGGGGCUGGAUUUACCUCAGCGGGUUCUUUAGCUGCUAUGUUUCAGGCCCCUUGUACGGCACCGGGUAGCUGGUUCGCUUUGGCACAGAGUGCUUGUGUGGUAGGAACGGCUGUUACCACUAAAGGGGCAGUAGGGGCUGUAGCAGGGGCGAUAACCUAUGCGACGUCCUCUGCGUUCUCCAAUUGUGAAGCAGAAUAGCUGGUUAAACUGUUUGACAAGCAACCUUAAUCA